AUGGGCUGCUGUUCUUCAAACAACGAGCAAGUUCGUACUCUUGAAAAAGAAAUCGCUAAUCUUAAAAGCGAAAAAAAAGACCUUAAUGAAAAACUUAACACCACAAAUUCCACAACAAUUAUUCAUGAAAACGAGCCUUCAAGCGAUGUCGUUCAAUUAAUCAGCUCUGAGCAAAAUGAAGUUUCUCAAGUUUUACAUAUUUUGAUCAAUUACCUUGGAAAUGCAGGACAAAUGAUCCAUGAGAUUGGGGUUAACUCAAAAAUCAAAGAUCUUGAAAAGCAACAGGGGGUCGAAAAAAUUAAGAAAUACAUGACUGUGAGGAAGGAAGAGACGAGUCUUGAGUUAAGACUUUGUGAAAAUGUUAAGCAAGCUGCUGAAAGGCUAGAACAACUGGAUAGCGAAAAAAGAGCAGAUAUUAAUAGCAAAAUUAAUGAAUUAGAAAGCUUAAUUCCUGAAAGUUCCAAUUCAAAGCCUUUUCUGGAUGCAAUUAAGAAAAAAUCAGAUGAAUAUGGUGGGAAAAAAGAUUUAAAUAUUGUCAAUGUGGCUACAAGGCUGCUAAAUACGUUACAUUUAGAGCAUGAGAUUGUGGUGCUAAAAAAUAAUUUACCAAAAAAUUAUGAUGAGGUUGAAGGAGAAGCUGUUAAAAAUUUAAAGCAAAUCCAAGAAGAAUUGCUACAAGCUCUAAAUGAGUCUUAUUUAAACCUCAAAAAGAUCAGCUUAGACCAUGGCUCUCCAGAUGAUAAUGCAAAGAUAAAUUCUAUGAAAAAUCUCACUGAGCCAGAGUUUUUCUCUGAUUCUAUCUUAUCUGUUGCAAAUUCACUAUCAAAUGGAUUUAAAAAUUUAAUCUCAAUAGAAAAAGAAAAAACAAGGAUUUUGCAAGCGAAUACAGUCGAUAACGAAAUUAAUCAAAUUGAUGAAAAAAUGAGCAAAUACUUACUCACUCCCUCAGUUAACGACCAAAAAUUUUUAGCUCAUAUUUUUUCAAAAAUUGGAAAUUAAUUUAUUUUUAAAAUACAAGCUUUUUAAAAUUAAUUAUCUUUCACUUAUAAAUAAAAUAUUUUUCAAUAAAUAAAUUUUAUAUUCGCCAAAUUUUUGUUUGCUUAGAGGGAUUUUCAUUCAAAAAAUAAGGAUUUUCCAAUAGUUUUGUUCUCUCACAUAGAGAGGAGGAGUUAGAGCAGUCAAAUUCUGCAAAAGAGAAGACCCUUUCAAGUUUACAAAGACAUUUGGGAGGAGCUGAAAAAGUUGACGUUCAAAAAAUAACAGAUUUGUCAAAGCUUUUUAGCUCAGCCAAAGGAAAUAUCCAUUCAUCUUUACUAGGAGCUUUAGGGACUCUUAACCAAAAAAGUUUAUUGAAGACUACUAGAUCGCUUCGGUCAAAAAUAGAAACAAUAAUAAGCCAUUCAGAACAGCAGGAUAAAGCGUUAUUUAACUUAGCUGAGCAGGUUGCAGGCGUUCAAAAUCAUUUAGAUGAUCUUGAAAUCCAAUUAGACGAAUUUUUGAAGCAAGAGAUGAGAGAGUUAACCAGAACUGUAUCAGCAAAUGAUCAAGAAUCAAGAGAUUUAUUGGACAAGCUUAAACCAGUGAUUUUUGAAAGAAACUCCCAAGCUGAAACUGCUAUGAAUAUAGUCGACCAUCUUGGUGUAAUCUUCAAUAUUCUAUACUUUAUUAUAUUGCUUAUUAUAAGACAAAGCGCAAAUUUUUUUUUAUCAAAAAAAAUAUCACUAUCAUAUCUAGCCAAUAAAGUAUAAAUUUAAAGGUUCCCAUAAAAUUGAGCAAACUAGAGAGAAAAUUCGAGAAUACAAUAAAGAUGAAAUUAAUCGCGUAAAAUCAGAAAUGCAAGAAAAAAUUAACCAAUUAGAAGAUAGAAAAUCCCAGCUCGAAACUGAAAAUGAAAGAAUUGAAGCUCAAAUAAAAAUACUGCAAGCAAGCAUACAAGCUGAUGCCGAAAUUGUUAACAAUUUGAGCCAAAGUUCGUCAAGCAAAGAAAUGGAAAUGAGCAACUUGAAAAAUCAAGUCACAAGCUUAACCGAAGAAAUUUCAAAUUUAAAGGAAGAACUGGAUAAGGCUCAAGAUGAAAUAUCAGACAUGAGGAAGGAAAAUAGGACUUUGAAAAAGUCUAUAAGAGAAAAAGAAAACGAAAUUAGAGAGCUUAAUGAAAAGGUUGGAGCAGCUUAG
This is a messenger RNA of Blepharisma stoltei, 2175 nucleotides long. NCBI's taxonomy places the organism in Eukaryota, Ciliophora, Heterotrichea, Heterotrichida, Blepharismidae. The record is from the annotation of a GenBank genome assembly.